Molecule: messenger RNA, 1208 nt
Organism: Hansenula anomala
Lineage: Eukaryota; Fungi; Ascomycota; Saccharomycetes; Phaffomycetales; Wickerhamomycetaceae
Gene: NSE1
Product: Smc5-Smc6 complex subunit NSE1
Exons: 1
Coding region: 402-1208 (268 amino acids)
Biological process (GO): double-strand break repair via homologous recombination; DNA damage tolerance
Cellular component (GO): Smc5-Smc6 complex; nucleus
Molecular function (GO): ubiquitin-protein transferase activity
Source: RefSeq, a predicted model, not a curated record
GGUACCUUGGAUCGGAUUAUUGUUGACAUUGCCAAAAUUUUGAAAAUUGUCAUAUUGUGAUGGGAAGAAUUGGAGGUUUUGAGGUUGCUGUUGUUGCUGUUGAUAGAAGGCCAUUUCAAAAAUAACUUUUUCUAAUCAAUUACGUCUUUUAAGGUGGUCUUUGAUAAUGUACCUGGAUUCAAUUUGUAUUGUUGUCAAAAAGCUCAAAACGAAAUUCGAAUUUUGAAGCAAUUUCGCGAAUCAUUAUGUAAUUGAUUAUGUAAAGUUACCCUCGGCAAUAUUCGCGAAUGCGUGUUGCAAAAGAAAAACUGAUUUUUUGGCGUCGCGUCGUGCAGUUUUUGGCUAUGAAUAAACAUAUUGGACUUGAUCAAUAACUAGAACGAUAAAAAUAGUGGUUUAUUAUGAGUGAUUUCAUAUAUACAAACGUUGAAAGAGCAUUGCUGCAAUACAUUAUAUCCGUUGGCAGUGCCAGAGAGGAGUCUUUGACCUCAGUCCACACCAAACUCAAACAGACAGAUGAUGAAGAUUUAGCCUUAAUUGAUGGUUUAAAAGAAAGAAGAUUAGAUGAAACAAUUGAAAAAAUCAAUGAUAAAUUACAUUUAUUAGGUUAUGAAAUUGCAAAAGCCAAAAGUCAAGAAACACAAGAAAUCAACUAUGUUUUCAUAAAUACCAUAGCAGAUGCUCCUGCAAAGAUUAGUACAACUCAUUCACCAAAAGAAAUUGAAGUUAUUAAAAAAAUUAUUGAAAAAAUCAUAGUGGAAUGUGAAGAUGAAAGUUUCGUUAUAACGAGUUCUGAAGCUUUGAAAAUUUGUUCAAGAUCUGCUCAAUUAUCAGCUUCUGAAGGUGAACACUUAUUAAGAGAGUUAGUAAAUGAAGGUUGGUUAAAUCGUUCAAAUAAAGGUAGAUAUUCUUUAUCAAUUAGAGCAUUAACUGAAUUGAAAAGAACAUUGAUUGAUAAAUAUGGUAUAAGGUCCAGAACAAGUCCCGAAGGUCAUGUUACUUUAUGUACAGGUUGUAAUGAAAUUGUUACGAGUGGUGUUCGUUGUUUUAGUGAUAGUUGUUUUAUUAAAUUUCAUUCGGAAUGUCAAGGUCAUUAUUUUAGAGCAAAAGGUACGAAAUGUCCAAAUGAUGAAUGUACUGUUGAUUGGGCUGAAGAUGGACCAAGACCUGUUGGUGAAAAAAGAUUAAGAUCAAAAUUAUUAACUUGA